Suillus bovinus is the source of this 906-nucleotide messenger RNA. RefSeq lists its product as uncharacterized. NCBI's taxonomy places the organism in Eukaryota, Fungi, Basidiomycota, Agaricomycetes, Boletales, Suillaceae. Gene Ontology annotation, biological process: mRNA export from nucleus. The transcript is spliced from 6 exons. The coding region runs from base 83 to 742 and encodes 219 amino acids. Gene Ontology annotation, molecular function: mRNA binding. The record is from RefSeq and is a predicted model, not a curated record. Gene Ontology annotation, cellular component: nucleus.
AUGUUUCUUUGAUUUGAACAACGUGCUACUUCUUCUCUGCUUUCAUCCAUUGAACUAAUUACUCAAAGCUCAAGUAUCUUAUAUGGCCCCCAUUAGGUCUGAAAGGCAGAAAAAGCCACACACUCGUACUCGAGGGUCUGAUGGCCAUUGGGUCCAUGACCGAGCUCCGCUUCAAUCAGCGAGGGCAAAUGCACCAGCCAACACUGGUUCAACUACGAAGCUCAUCGUAUCCAACUUGCACUACGAGAUCACGCCUAAAGAUUUGGUGUCCAUUUUCGGACAAAUAGGCACGCUCGUUCGCGAGCCUUUGAUCAGGUACGACCGCAGUGGACGUUCAUCCGGUGUAGCAGUCGUGUCGUUCGAGACACCCUUGCAAGCGACACGUGCCAAGAGACAAUUUGAUGGUAAACUUGCCAAAGGACAACCUAUGGAAAUCGCAUUCGACGCCGCGCCCUUACGAACAUCCUCGCUCUUGAGUAGGAUUGAACGACCUUCAUUGGCGGAGCGUUUGAGUGGUGGUGCUGGACCGAAACCGCAAGGAGGUGCCGGCCCGACUCGCACACGCCAACCACGAUCCGCAAGGGCUGCCUUGUCAUCAAGGAUGAAGGCUCCAAAGCCUACGCCAUCCAAAGCCCCCACGGCGGAGCAGCUUGAUCAAGAGCUCGACAUUUUCAUGGCUGAUGAUAAAGGUGCCACGGGUAAGAGAACAACCACUACUGCAGAGGAUGUCGAGAUGGCGUGAUUUGUUGAGUUCGUGUCGUGUCAGGUAUCUGUACAUAGUAAAUGUAUGCUAUUAUAUAUACGGCUAGUUAUGCUUUUUAGUGUUCUGAAUCUGUCCCCUACUUUGCAUUCCAUGUCACACAUCCAAGGAAUCGUCCGACGGCGGUAGUUUGGUAUUACGUGACU